CAAAAAACGACACGCACACGACGUGCACAGACGACCAAAAUCAAAACGAAGACGACCACGACGGCCAGAAAUAAGCAAAUUAUUUAGCUAACAAUCGUCGAAAGGGACACUAAGGAUUACCCAGCCGACGAUUGUUGGUUAAAUUUUGCUAACGGCAGCGCGAGAACUAUUUUCAAAUAAUAAAUAUAUAUCUUAAAUAAUAAUAAUAAUAAAUAAUCGAUCUGCAAAGUGAAUGAAAUAACGAACAAGUGCAAAAUUGGAAACCCACUGAAACUGUGACAAAAUUUUGCAUUUAAACGAGCGCAUAUAUAGCGGAUGCAUAUAUAUGCAGAAAUACGAGCAAAAGUGUUAAUUCUAAUUUUCCCUAAUUAUCCAUAAUUACGGAAAACUUGCAAGGAGAAUUUAUGACGUGGCUAAAGUGCUAACCAAGCUGGAAACUCGAGGAUAAUUUGUUGUGUUGAUUAUUAUGGGGCGGCUAACAAUUUGGUUCCUCCUGGGACUAACGUUAUUCGCCGUCUCCAAUCAUGUUGGGUUUGUUAACGCCGAUGUCGGACCAAGCGAAUCAGAAUGUCGACCCUACAUCGAAAAGGCCAUACAUGAAUUGAAAGAUGGUGUCAGAGAUGGAUCUGGAGAACUGCAAUCCGAUCAGCCACGUGGGGACGACGAUGAUGACGAUGAUGGUGGGCUAUCCGCUGUUGAAAAAGACACAAUUGAAAUUGAAACUGUCGAAUUGGAUUCCACAGAGGACGCGAAAAGUGCCAACGAUUUGGAUGGAGACGGCAUACCCGAUGACGAGGACGAUGACAUCGAUGGGGAUGGCAUACCGAACGACAAGGACGAUGAUAUCGAUGGAGAUGGCAUACCAAACGACGAGGAUGAGGACAUUGAUGGCGAUGGCAUCCCGAAUGAUGAGGACGAUGAUAUCGAUGGCGACGGUGUGCCCAACUCCAAGGACGAGGACAUCGACGGUGACGGUGUGCCCAACUCCAAGGACGAAGACAUCGAUGGCGAUGGCAAAGCAAAUCACGAGGACGAUGAUCUAGAUGGCGACGGCACCCCCAAUCAUGAGGACGAUGAUCUUGAUGGCGACGGUGUGCCCAAUGAGGAAGAUGAUGAUCUAGAUGGUGAUGGAAAAGCCAAUCACGAGGAUGAAGACCUCGAUGGUGAUGGAAUACAUAAUGACGAUGAUGAAGAUUUGGAUGGUGAUGGCAAAGCAAACCACGAGGACGAAGAUAUUGAUGGUGAUGGCGUGAAGAACGAAAAGGAUGAUGAUUUGGAUGGCGAUGGCACCAACAACUCCCAGGAUGAAGAUCUGGAUGGUGAUGGUGUGCCGAACGAAAAGGACGACGAUCUGGAUGGCGAUGGCAUCCUGAAUGAGCACGACGGCGACGUGGAUGGCGAUGGAGUUCCCAACGAACACGAUCACAAGGACAGUGGUGAAAAUGCCGAUACCGACGACGAUGGUGACGAGGAGGAGAAGGAGGUGAAGAAGCGCAGCAAACGCGAAGUGGAUGCUGCUCCCGUUUUGGACAUUCAAGCUCCUCCCAGUCCUGCCGAUGAGUUCCCCGUAGAGGAGGAAAUCGUCAAGGAGGAAUCCGCCGAAGAGGAAGCUGAGGUCGAGGCUGUGAAAGAACCCGAAGUGGAAGCUGUGCAGGAACCGGAAGUAGAGGAACCAGUCCAGCAGGAAGAGGAGAAGGCCGAGUCUGAGGAAGAAACGGAGGAGGAGAAGCCUGCUCCUGUCGAGGAAGCUGAGGAGGAGCCUGUCAAGCAGGAAGCUGCCCCUAAGGAACCUGAAGCCGUUCAGGAAGAUGCCGUGGAAUCUGAGGAAGCUCAGGAGGAACCCCAGGCAGAUGCUGCCAAGGAAGCCGCUGAUGAGGACGAUGAUGAUGAUGACGACACCAAGCCAGAGGACGAGCUUCUCUGGGAGGGAAUCAUUCCCGAGAACCGUCGUAGUCGCCAGCACAUCACCGAGCUCCUCCAACUCGACGAGGAGUUCAAUGCCCGUGAAAAGGCCACCGAUAAUGUGGCAGAGAUCAUCCUGCGGGACAUCAAGCGCAUCUAUGAGAAUGCUGUCAAGCCCCUGGAGACUCUGUACAAGUAUCGCGAUCUGAGCAACCGCCACUUCAGCGAUCCUGAGAUCUUCUCCAAGCCACUGAUCCUCUUCAUGGGUCCCUGGUCGGGUGGCAAGUCCUCCAUCUUGAACUAUUUGACCGACAACGAGUACACCCCCAACUCUUUGAGAACUGGUGCUGAGCCAUCUCCCGCCUAUUUCAACAUCCUGAUGUGGGGCAACGAGACCGAGGUCCUGGACGGCACCCAACUGGCGGCGGACUACACCUUCUCCGGCCUGCAGAAGUUCGGCCAGGGAUUGGAGGAGCGCCUGCGAGGCCUGAAGAUGAAGAGCAAGAUUCUCGAGAAGGUCAACAUCGUCGAGAUACCCGGCAUUCUUGAGGUGCGCAAGCAGGUUUCCCGCGUCUUCCCCUUCAACGAUGCCUGCCAGUGGUUCAUCGAUCGCGCGGACAUCAUCUUUCUGGUCUACGACCCGGCCAAGUUGGAUGUGGGUCCCGAGACGGAGGCGAUUCUCGACCAGCUGAAGGGGCGCGAGUACCAGACGCGCAUCAUCCUCAACAAGGCGGACACCGUCAAGCCGGAGGAGUUGCUGCGCGUCCAGGGCGCCCUCAUCUGGAACAUCUCGCCGCUGAUGUCCUCGGCCCAGCCACCCCUCAUGUACACCACCUCGCUGUGGACCCAUCCCUACCAGGAUGGCGCCCCAGCCCGUCUGCUGCUCGCCCAGGAACGCGCCUUCCUGCGUGAUUUGCGCACGGCCAUCGACAAGCGCAUCGAGCACAAGAUCGCCAGCGCCCGCCGAUUUGCGGUGCGCGUGCGUAACCACGCAAAGAUGGUGGACUGCUAUUUGAACACUUUCAACAACCACAAGACGCUGUUUGGCAACAAGAAGCGCAUUGCCGACGACAUCAUUGACCAUCCGCAGAACUACCACAUCUACGAGGGCCUCUCCACGCUGACGAACAUCUCGCGCUACGAUCUUCCGGAUCCGGAGGUCUACCGCGACUUCUUCCGCCUGAAUCCGCUGUACGAGUUCAAGAAGCUGAGGGACACCUGCACCUACUUCCGCGGCUGUCCGAUCACCAAACUGGACUUGGCCAUUGCCUACGAGCUGCCCGAGCUGGCCGGCAAGUACAAGAAGAUGUCCGAGUCGGCUUUGGCCAGCAUCGAGGCCCAGCAAAGGGAUGGAGCCCAGAAUCUGAACCAGAAUCAGAAUCCGGCCGAUCCCAAAAAGACGAGUUGAGGUGUUGGCUCCACCAGAGGAGAAAACCUGCCAUUUAGUUUGUUUUAGUGAGGGAUAGAGAGAAUGUGACAUCGGCACCGGUAACCGUCUAUAGAGAAUUAAUAUCGAGAAGGGAGAAAUGGAGAAACCCAUAAUAUCGGUAGAGAACAACAGCGCAAGACAUUAAACAAGGCCAUUGUUUAAAGAGGAAGGGAGAGAGAGGGACCUUAAGAGCGAGAGAGAGGCAAGAGCGAUUUGAAGUAGCAACGGUUGCUUAGAGGACUUUUGAUUUCAACCGCAUUGCAGGAGAUCUUUACUUUCAUUUAUUAUAAUACACUUAACCGAACUGAGAGCUUUAUGAGAGGGAAACUAAUGCAAUAUCGAGAGCAAAACACACAAUCACACACAGAAUAUUUACACAUAUUUCCGAGUAGAGAGGUAACAUGGAGUCUUUUCUAGGCGAGUAGAUAAGCACUUAACCCAUAACUGAGAGCAAUAACUAAUAGACGAAUUAUCGACGAUUUCUAACCCAUAACACAUGACCCACAAUUAAUCCGACCCCUCAUCGGCUAGCUACCCAUUAUAAUUCCCAAGGGCCCAGCUUAUUCUUUUCUUUCCUCGAAUAGUAGUGGACAACAGCGCAGUGUUUUGAUUUUGAGAUCUGAGAUUUGAGUUUUGAGCAAAUGGAAUUUCGUAAAGUUUUAAUUUUUGUUUUUUGGUUCCUGUCCCUGACGAUUUUUCGUAGUUGAUAAGACUUUUUUUGAUAAAGCAAACAGUGAAGACGAUAAUAUUGAAUUUAACCUAUUUAAUCAUGAAUGAAUUAGACGCAUGUGAGAUAAAUCAAACUUAUUAACGAGCGUGAGCAGCUCAAACACACAAAAUACAAACUCAAAUAAAUAAAAACAACGGAAAACCCCAAGCAAA
Molecule: messenger RNA, 4213 nt
Organism: Drosophila ficusphila
Lineage: Eukaryota; Metazoa; Arthropoda; Insecta; Diptera; Drosophilidae
Exons: 13
Coding region: 467-3310 (947 amino acids)
Source: RefSeq, a predicted model, not a curated record